AUGUCUCUGCUAUACGAAGAUGAAUUUGUUAGCGUAAAUGAUAUGGCUAUAAAAGUCAAAAAUUUCCAAUUUCCAUCGAAGAAGGCUAAAUGCAUUCCAAUAGAAGCUAUACGUGUGCUAUGGUUUGAGGAGCAAAACAAAACGAAAUGUCCGACCAAAAUCUGGGGAAAAUCUCCUACAGCUGUAUAUUGGGCACUUGAUGUGAAGAGGUAUUUCCAUGGUUAUUUUUUCUAG
Messenger RNA from Strongylus vulgaris, 234 nucleotides. The record is from the annotation of a GenBank genome assembly. Lineage: Eukaryota; Metazoa; Nematoda; Chromadorea; Rhabditida; Strongylidae.